Torulaspora globosa is the source of this 1239-nucleotide messenger RNA. It is a transcript of the gene MEC3, whose product is annotated as Mec3p. Gene Ontology annotation, cellular component: checkpoint clamp complex; site of double-strand break. Lineage: Eukaryota; Fungi; Ascomycota; Saccharomycetes; Saccharomycetales; Saccharomycetaceae. Gene Ontology annotation, biological process: telomere maintenance; nucleotide-excision repair; double-strand break repair via homologous recombination. The transcript has a single exon. The coding region runs from base 1 to 1239 and encodes 412 amino acids. The record is from RefSeq and is a predicted model, not a curated record.
AUGAAAUUGAAGCUGAUUGUGAAUGGGUACGAGUCCCAAGAUGAUUACAAACUGCUGAGGACCACUUUAUCGACGGUAGCGUCAUUGAGAAAGACAGCAGUGUUGCGGUUCACCAGCGAGCGGCUGGUAAUCAUAUCGACUCCACGGUCAUCAGGCUCUAGCAACAGCACGGUACUAUAUGGAGAUACGGGGCAAAUAUGGUGCACAAUUCCAAGGGAUUUGUUUAAGCUGUAUACUGUUACAUCGGCACGAGAACUAAACACCAUCACAAUGGAGUACAAUUGCGAUUCGUUGGUCACCGUCUUCAAGCGAUAUGAUCGAGCGAUGAGCCAAGGAUGCUCAUCUGACAUGACGAUAAAGCUGCAAUCUAUGCCAGAGUGGAAUGCGGGCGGCGGGCUGGCCAGCAACAGCUCAAGCAGUAGGGUGAACCCUGUAUGUGCCCUGGGAAUCACCUUUGAAGAGAUCCUACAUGCUCCUGCAUGCAGCGGCGCUGAUUACGAGAGCGGAUCCAUGGGCGAUAGUGCGAAAGUGGGAUAUAUGAGUGACAAGACCGUGUUGCAUUCGUUCAGGAUUCCGGUCAGAUUGCUGUUCAAAGCUCAGGAUGCCCGAAUACAAGAACCUAUGAUAAACUAUUCAAAUCUGAUGAUGUGCAAACUGCCGCCGCAUUCUGGUGAGUUUGGAGCUGGAUUCUCUAACUUCAUCAAGAGGGUGGAAAGGUACACCAGUAUUCGUCACAUAAAGCUAAGCGGCUCUCGCAAGGAAGGCGGCUCAACGAGCCAGGACCCUCAGUUGAAGAUUGUAGUUAAUCAGCUUGAUUGGCAUUUGGAAUUGUGCUGGAAUGGCCCUCUAGACGCUAUAGUGCAACAGGAGAUACCGAAUGAGGUCCAAGAGACGCCACAACGAGUGCCCGAUGAUGAUAGUAUGGCUGUGGAAGAUAGCGAAGGUAAUAAAACUAAUGAUGGUGUGGAUGUAGAACUGGUGGAUGUGUCAGCGAUGGUAGAGCGGGCGGAGAGAGAAAGCUCGCUGGUGAAUGAAGUCUUCAUGCGAUGUAAGGAUUGGAAGGUUUGCCACAAGUUGUAUGGAGCAUUUGAAGAAGUCGUCCUGGCGAUAUCUCACGACGAAUCAUGCGUGUUACACUGUUCGCUGGAUCGUGGAAGCCGUGGAGACGACGGCACCUCUGGCGAACCAAAAGAGAGGGGUCAAAUUAUAUACUAUAUUGCAAGAUCUAAACCGCUAUAG